AUGCCAAAGACAGACCAGGAUGUUGGAACUGGUCUAGUUGGUGCUCCUGCAUGCGGCGACGUGAUGAAACUCCAGAUUCGCGUGGACAAAGACAGCAAUACCAUUAGUGACGUAAAGUUCAAGACGUUUGGCUGUGGAAGUGCUAUUGCCAGUUCAAGCUAUUUAACAGAAUUGGUGAGGGGUAUGACUUUGGAGGAGGCUGCGAAGAUCAGAAAUACAGAGAUAGCAAAGGAAUUAUGUUUGCCGCCUGUGAAACUCCACUGCUCGAUGCUCGCAGAAGAUGCCAUCAAAUCUGCUAUUUCUAACUAUUACACUAAAAAUCCUAAGGCAUCAGCGACAGAUCUCUCGGGCACCGGCUCGCCUAUUCCUCGCGUGGAGGCCCAGUCCCAUGCAGAUCGUGGUAGUGAAGCUGCUAUUGGUUGA
Messenger RNA from Ophidiomyces ophidiicola, 423 nucleotides. It is a transcript of the gene ISU1, whose product is annotated as iron-binding protein. The coding region runs from base 1 to 423 and encodes 140 amino acids. Gene Ontology annotation, cellular component: mitochondrial matrix; cytoplasm. NCBI's taxonomy places the organism in Eukaryota, Fungi, Ascomycota, Eurotiomycetes, Onygenales, Onygenaceae. The transcript is spliced from 2 exons. Gene Ontology annotation, biological process: intracellular iron ion homeostasis; iron-sulfur cluster assembly. Gene Ontology annotation, molecular function: 2 iron, 2 sulfur cluster binding; ferrous iron binding. The record is from RefSeq and is a predicted model, not a curated record.